Messenger RNA from Olea europaea var. sylvestris, 991 nucleotides. RefSeq lists its product as uncharacterized. Bases 127 to 834 code for a protein of 235 amino acids. Lineage: Eukaryota; Viridiplantae; Streptophyta; Magnoliopsida; Lamiales; Oleaceae. The record is from RefSeq and is a predicted model, not a curated record. The transcript is spliced from 10 exons.
AUGGUACUGUCUUAAUUGACAUUUCUUUAUCAACUAUUUACAGGAUCUGGAAAAUAUGGUGUAAUUAUUGUCGUCGUAGUUGUCGGGUAUGGCUAUAUUUGGUGGAAGGGUUGGAAAUUAUCGGAUAUGAUGUUUGCAACAAGGCGUGGCUUAAAUGAUGCAUGCGCUUCUGUAGGCAAACAGCUUGAGGGUGUAUACUCUUCGAUUUCGGCCACUAAGCGGCAUUUAUCUUCAAGAAUUGAUCGUGUAGAUUGUAAAAUUGAUGAGUGUGUGGAUAAUUCAACUGCUACUAAAGAGGAGGUUUCUGAACUACGAGGAGAAGUGAAACUGAUAGGUGCAGAUGUCCAGUCAGUUCACCACGUAGUGCGAUCUCUGGAGACAAAAAUUAGUAGGAUAGAGGGGAGACAGAAUGAAACGAAUUUUGGAGUUGGAAAGUUGGUUGGUUUUGUGAGGAAUCUUGAAAGUAACAGACCUGUGGAGCAAAUUGAGGGAGCUGCUUCAAGUUCUUCUCGUCCUGCUCUUGAAUUGCCGCAAGUGUCUUCAUCAUGGGCUGUUUCUUUACCUGCCAGUUCAUCAAUCGAACCACCUUCACCCUCAGACAGAUCUAAAAAGCAACCUCUGCAAAAUACAAUCACUGCCUCAGGGUUGAAGGAUCUUUAUGAUAUCUCAGAUGGAGUCGGAGUGUCAAGCCUCAGCACCCCUGGGGUUUCAAACGGGGUUCAUGCAUCAGAAGAUACGAACAACGAAAUUCCCGGUCUGUUUGGGAGAACGUUUUCUGGCAUCAGUGCCUCUUUCCUUGCAAGAAACCGCAGUGUGAAGCAGUCUUUUAAGUAGCCCGGCCAGUCUCAGCAACAUACUUAAGAUGUACUUUUUAUUUAAGGUUAGCUGCAGCUAGUUGAGCUCACCCCUCGGACACAGGCAGUGCCUGGUCAUAUUUGUGGUUGCUGAAUUUUGUAGAGACGUUUAUGUUAUAAAAUUGCUCUAGGAUAUA